Eruca vesicaria subsp. sativa (arugula) is the source of this 270-nucleotide messenger RNA. The record is from the annotation of a GenBank genome assembly. Lineage: Eukaryota; Viridiplantae; Streptophyta; Magnoliopsida; Brassicales; Brassicaceae.
AUGUUGAUGUUGAAUAAAAAUAAAAUACAAGAAAGAAAAAGAGAAGACAAAGUGUAUCUAAGCAGAGCAUCAACCAGGCAAAGCAGUGGUUGGAUCAUCUCCAGCUUCAAGAACUACCUUCACCGUAUUGGAAGAAGUGGGAGGUUUGGGAGGAAAUGUGUGGCGAUUAACUUUGUAACUUGUGAUGAUGAGAGAAUCCUUUUUGAUAUUCAGAAAUUCUACAAUGUGGUUGUUGAGGAGCUUCCAUCAAACGUAGCUAUUCUUCUUUGA